Molecule: messenger RNA, 1857 nt
Organism: Lolium perenne
Lineage: Eukaryota; Viridiplantae; Streptophyta; Magnoliopsida; Poales; Poaceae
Product: protein FAR1-RELATED SEQUENCE 5-like
Biological process (GO): regulation of DNA-templated transcription
Molecular function (GO): zinc ion binding
Source: RefSeq, a predicted model, not a curated record
AUGAAGAUAGAAUCAUCUAGGAGAUGUGCUAAAGAUGGUGAGCUAGAUAAAUUUGUUUAUGUCUGCAACAAAUCUGGGAAGCCUAGAGAAGAAGAAGCAGUCCCAGUUAAGCAAAGGAAUCGUAAGCUAACUGUGCUGACCGACUGCAAAGCAAAGCUUCGAGUAAAACGUGAUGGUGCUAGAUGGAAAGUUACUCAGUUUGUUGAGGUGCAUACACAUGAGGUGAUUGACAAGUUUGCGCUGAAGAAGUACUUGAGAUCCCACAACAAGAUCCCUGCAGAAGAGAAAAAGUUCAUUGACUUGUUGCAUGAAGUCAACCUUACUUCAGGAAGAAUCAUGGAAAUCAUGGGGGGGCUAUAUGGGAGCAAGCAGAAUGUCCCAUACAACAGCAAAACAGUUAGUAACUACACUGCAAAACUAGGGAACUAUGACAGGAUUAAAGAUAUUCCAGAGCUGCUAGAAUAUGGUCAAUCCAUCCAGCUUGGUUGUGGUUUUGUGAGGAAUGAAUCUUCUGUGAAUUUUGUGUGGUUGUUUGAGCGGUUUUUAGAGGCAAUGGAUGGACUACAUCCAUUGAACAUCAUUACUGAUCAAGAUGCAGCUAUCAGAACUGCUAUCCUCAUUGUGUUCAUUGGCAUCAUACACAGGUUCUGCAGAUGGCAUAUGAUGCAAAAAGUACAGGAAAAACUUGGUACUUUUGUUGCUCAGAGAGAAGACUUGCGUUUAGAGUUCAAUGAUGUGAUUGACUACAGCAUGACACCGGAAGAGUUUGAACAGCGGUGGGCAAAUAUGGUGGAAACGCAUGGGGUUGCAGAUAACACACAUUUUCUUGACCUCUAUGAUUUGCGUGAGUAUUUUGUGCCAGCAUAUUUCCGCCACCGGUUUUUCCCAUUCCUUCAAACUACAUCUAGAAGUGAAGGGUUUAAUGCUGUUCUUAAGCAGUAUGUUCAUCCACAUGAUAGCCUUGUUCGUUUCUUCAAGCAGUACAUGAAACUACAGGAAAGAAUUGAUGUAACAGAAGAUGCUCAUGAGUUUGAUGGUGAUGAGAAGACAGUCAGGCUUUGGGGGGACUUCCCCAUGGAGAAGCAAAUCCUUCAGACAUACACCAUGCCCAUCUACAACCGCUUUCAGCUUGAGCUUCGCAAGAUUACAUCCUACAAUGUUCGUGACAUUGGUGUUACUGAACAAGGGAGCAUUCAUGAGGUUUUCCCAAUACAAGGAUCCGUGCGCGGGUACGGUAGGAGGAGUUAUCGUGUCGAUGCUGAUGUAGCUAAUGGAAUCUACAAUUGUGAAUGUUGCAAAAUUAACAGGGAUGGUAUCCUGUGCUGCCAUGCAAUGAAAGUUAUGUCACAUCUAGGGAUGGUUACAAAAUACCCAGAGCACUACAUCCUACCUAGGUGGUGUCUACCCCCUCCCGACAUAGUUGCACCGCGGGAUGAGAGUGAUUUUGCUAAGCUUGCUAUUGGUUUAGCGGCCUCAGAGAAAACUAAUGAAAUAGCUGAACGGCACAUGAGAGCAAUGGAGAAAGAGAUGGCAGAUUUGAAAAAGGCUAAUGCUGAUGCACUCAAAAAAAGGAAGAGCGCCAAGCAUCCAGUGAACACCAACCCUGCUAAUGAUUCACAAGAAAGUGUACCUAUGGAAGAAGAUGCUGCUACUGUGGAGAAUCGGAAAGCUAGGAACCCACCAAUGUCAGCGACAAAAGAGCGCCCAGGUUCAAAAAGAAAGAAAGGUGGUCUACAGUUACAGAAACCAAAACAAGGUCUUUGUGGUGUGUGCAAGCAACCAGGUCACGAUGCUCGUACGUGCGAGGUGCGACUAGCAAACCCAGAGAAGUACAGUUUGUUGGGCCUUUUUCAUUGA